AUGAAUAACUUAGUUAAGGAACUCGAAAAUCCAGCGUGGUCCGAAGUAUCUACGCAGCUUCUCAAGAAUCCUUACAAUUUGAGACUUUGGGACAAGCUUGUCGAGACAGCAGAAAGUAAUAAUGGAAACCGUAUAAAUAAGAUUAGUUCACCACAAGAAGUCGAUUUACUUCGUGUAUCAUAUGAAAGUUUACUUAGGAAAUACCCGCUUUUAGUCAACUAUUGGAUAAAAUAUGCAGAAUGGGAAUUCAUGUUGGGAAAUACGGAAACAGCGAACGAAAUUUAUGAGAAGAGCUUGUUAAAUUUGUCAUAUUCAAUUGAACUCUGGAUUAGUUACUUAAAUUUUAAAAUAAAGACCAUUGACUCGGAUGUGAACAAAAUACUUAAUAUUUUUGAAUCUGCUAGAAGGAAGGUUGGAUAUCACUUUCAUUCACACGAAUUUUACAGCUUAUAUUUGUCAUUUUUGCAGAAUUAUGCAAACGAACACAAUGGAUUCAAGCUGAAGUAUUACGUGUUAUUACGUAUAAUCAUUGAAAUUCCAAUUUAUCAUUAUGGCAUAUUUUUCAAAAAAUUAUUUACUUCUAUUAAUGAAAAGAACUUGACUUCAGAAGUGAUAGGAUACUUAGUACCAGAAAAAGAAUUACAUCAAUUUGCAAAUAUAAAAGACAUGAAGACUGUGUCGUUGAAGCUAAAGAAGAUAUUUACGGAUGUUCUCAUUACCACCCAAUAUAAAGUAUUUCAGCUCUUUUAUUUUGAGAAAAAAAUUACCAGACCCUAUUAUGAUGUUUCAUACUUGUCUAACCAGGAGAUUCAUAACUGGAAUAAUUACUUGAACUUUAUUGAAUUGAAUUAUCCUUUAGAAUACGUUAUUUUAUGUUACGAAAGAUGUUUACUAACCGCUGCUAAUUAUUUCAGAUUUUGGAUUAGGUAUGCUAAUUUUUUCAUAAAUUCAAUGAACUAUACCAUAGCAAAAGAAAUACUUCACAGAGGUUUAAGUUUUAAUAAUAAUGAUAGGCUCCUUAUCAAAUUAGUGGAUUUGGAACUUUACACAGGGGAUUAUUUGAAGGCAAGAGACUUAGUACUAUCUCACGUUAAAGUAAAUGAAAUCAUUCCAAUUAAAGUGUAUGAAAAAAUGAUAAGUAUCGAAAGACUAAUGCAUCCAGCUGAUGAUGAAUAUUUAAUUAACUUGGUUUCAGAAAUUAUCAAACAAACUAAUAAUGCAUGGUUUUUCAGAGUUAUUUUAAAUUACCCAUUAUCGAAGCAAUAUUCUUUAAAAUUGUUCGAAACUUUUGAAAGUACUUUCAAAACUUCCUAUAUAUUUUGGUCUUCGUGGUUAUUCUUAAACAGAAAGAAUGGUGCUGAUAAUAGUACAAUUAUUGAUAAAAGUUUACAGUUCUUGAAAGGUGAUGAUAAAUUGAAAAUAAAUAAUAUAAAGAAUAAAUACAAGAAGAUCACGUCACCAAAAUUUGACGAAGAGUUCGAUAUAAUUUUGAAAUCAUUUGCUUGA
Debaryomyces fabryi is the source of this 1506-nucleotide messenger RNA. It is a transcript of the gene PRP42, whose product is annotated as mRNA splicing protein. Gene Ontology annotation, molecular function: protein binding. The record is from RefSeq and is a predicted model, not a curated record. The transcript has a single exon. Gene Ontology annotation, cellular component: U2-type prespliceosome; commitment complex; U1 snRNP. Bases 1 to 1506 code for a protein of 501 amino acids. Gene Ontology annotation, biological process: RNA processing; mRNA 5'-splice site recognition. Lineage: Eukaryota; Fungi; Ascomycota; Pichiomycetes; Serinales; Debaryomycetaceae.